Messenger RNA from Solanum pennellii, 1166 nucleotides. RefSeq lists its product as uncharacterized. The coding region runs from base 128 to 1042 and encodes 304 amino acids. The record is from RefSeq and is a predicted model, not a curated record. Lineage: Eukaryota; Viridiplantae; Streptophyta; Magnoliopsida; Solanales; Solanaceae. Gene Ontology annotation, cellular component: membrane. Gene Ontology annotation, molecular function: oxidoreductase activity, acting on the CH-CH group of donors. The transcript has 10 exons. Gene Ontology annotation, biological process: lipid metabolic process.
CUAGAAAUCUAAACCACGCAAAUAUUACAAAGCCCGGCCCAAGUGGCGACAUGCUAUGAUGACUUCAUUGAACAACACGGAAAAAAUUAAUGAAUCAGUAGUAGCCAUUGGAGCUUGAGGGACAGUUAUGGAUUCCCAUUUCUUGGGCCUCACUGCCAUUGUUACUUUGGGUUAUCAGUUUACGUUUUUCAUAAUCACAGCAAUCUUCAGGUUUGAUAAAGUUACUGACUUUGCUGGAGGUACAAACUUCAUUAUACUUGCUAUUUUGACCUUGGUGCUAAAGGGUUCAUGGCACUUUCGACAGGUGGUGUUGUCUCUAUUCGUAGUGAUAUGGGGCCUUCGGUUGGGGCUAUUCUUAUUAAUGAGGAUAUUACAGUGGGGGGAGGACAGACGUUUUGAUGACAAACGUGACAAUCUUGGAAAACUGGCUAUAUUUUGGAUACUUCAGGCAAUCUGGGUAUGGACUGUUAGUUUACCAGUGACAGUUGUUAAUGCAAGUGACAAGCAGCCUUCUGUUCAGGCUCAAGAUAUCAUUGGUUGGGUUAUGUGGAUUAUUGGGAUUUUGGUUGAGAUUACAGCUGACCAACAAAAAUUGGCAUUCAAAAACUCCCCGGAAAACAGAGGAAAGUGGUGCAGUGAUGGCCUUUGGAAAUAUUCUCGCCAUCCAAACUAUUUUGGUGAGAUUUUACUUUGGUGGGGAGUUUUCCUGGCUUCCACACCGGUGCUAGAGGGUGCUGAAUGGCUGGUUGUGUUUGGACCAGUCUUCAUAACCUUGCUGCUCCUUUUUGUUAGUGGCAUACCCUUGCUUGAGGCAUCAGGAGACAAGAAGUUUGGAAAUGUUGCUGCAUACAGAUCAUAUAAGAGAAAAACUAGCCCUCUUAUUCUGCUGCCUCCUGGUGUGUAUGGGAGUCUUCCUCAAUGGUUCAAAACCAUACUCCUUUUUGAGUUUCCUUUUUACAGUCGCAAUCUUCCGCAAGAAGAGUUAAGCUGGAGUAGACAAACCCAGCAAGGAAGCAGUAGAACAGACCCGAAGAUGAGUUGACAGCUUAAUUUUUGUAAUCAUUUUACCAUUGUAAUGUUCUUUCGUCAAUACUAAAAUAAUAUUUUUUUCACUUCAUCAAAAAGAGAACGCUUCACUUGUCAUAUGGUGGGGUUAAUUUGAAUCA